Epinephelus moara (kelp grouper) is the source of this 3212-nucleotide messenger RNA. It is a transcript of the gene usp16, whose product is annotated as ubiquitin specific peptidase 16. Gene Ontology annotation, molecular function: cysteine-type deubiquitinase activity; zinc ion binding; cysteine-type endopeptidase activity. Lineage: Eukaryota; Metazoa; Chordata; Actinopteri; Perciformes; Serranidae. The transcript is spliced from 18 exons. Gene Ontology annotation, cellular component: nucleus; cytosol. Gene Ontology annotation, biological process: regulation of cell cycle; regulation of gene expression. Bases 291 to 2849 code for a protein of 852 amino acids. The record is from RefSeq and is a predicted model, not a curated record.
CGUUUUGUUCCUCUGUUGUCUGCAUGUGUCAGCUGGGAUUUUCUGCCAAAUCAGCGGAGUGAUUUUUCGCGAAUUUUAAACUUUGUAGAGCCCCUUUCUUAUCCGGAGACCUGGAUUUUACGGCCAAAAUCCUUAAACCAAGUUAACUAUGUCCGGAUGAGAGAAUUAAUCCACACAAAGUAAACGAAACUGAAAACUGUUAAGGUUUUAGGCUCCGUUUGCGACAGUAAGUUAACUGGACCCUGAGGAUGUUCACGGAGUUAAAUGCUACUUGAUUGCUACUGGUAAAAAUGGGAAAGAAAAGGGGGAAGGACAAGAGCUCCAGAGAGGACGAUGACAUUGACCUGACAGGUCCAUCCUGCAGGCAUAUCAAGAAGGGAACAGACCAAACUCUUCUUAAGAAACUCUCUGGCAAUUCGGAUUGGACGAGUUGCCAGGAUUGUAAGCAUGAAGAAAAUAAAGAAAAUGUCAGCAUGCCUGUGCUUCAGGACCCUGAAGAGGAACAAGAAAUGGCACCUGUAUGGAUGUGUUUGAAAUGUGGCCAUAGAGGAUGUGGACGAAACUCAGAGAACCAGCAUGCCAUCAAACAUUAUGAGACUCCGCGGUCGGAUCCACAUUGUCUAGUGAUCAGUUUGGACAACUGGAGUGUAUGGUGUUACAUAUGUGAUGAUGUAGUCCAGUACUCCAGAACUGGACAUUUGGCUCAGCUGGUGACCAACCUAAAAAAGCAGACCUCUGUAGAUCCCGUGAAGAGACCACAGAAAGGAGUGAAGGAGGAAGACAGUUUGUUAGAAGUUGAUCAGAAGACAGAGACUGUAAGAACGGAGGACAGUGAAGACAAGGAAAACAAAGAAAAUAAGGACCAGCAAAAGAAAAAUGCAAAGAAAGAGAGUGCUGCGAAAUCACACAAGUCUGGCACAUCUGAAGAUAGUGGUGGUGUUUCAGUAAAGGGGCUGAGCAACCUGGGAAAUACGUGUUUCUUCAAUGCAGUAAUUCAGAAUCUCUCUCAAACACAGCUCUUAAGACAGACUCUCAACAAAGUGACAGAAGAGAACAUGGGUGUUAACAUUAAACCCAAUGCCUCCUCGGAUUUGGAGCCUAUUGUAAUGCAGUUAGACCAGCCUGGAUCCCUGACUUUGGCUAUGUGUCAACUACUCAUUGAGAUCCAGGAAUCCAAGAAGGGUGUGGUAACACCGCGGGAGUUGUUCACGCAAGUUUGCAAAAAGGCUGCCAGGUUCAAAGGAUUUCAGCAGCAAGAUAGCCAGGAGCUGCUGCGCUACCUUCUGGAUGGGAUGCGGGCUGAGGAGAUCAAAAGAGUAAGCUCUGGGAUCAUGGAGGCAUUGAAAUUAUCUAGAAAAGGCACAGAUGGAGAGCAGCUGAAAACACUGGUCAAAGAAUACGAGAAAAAUGGUGUUCCAAAAAACUUUGUGGACCAAGUUUUUAGUGGGGAAAUGACCAGCACUAUAAUGUGUCAGCAGUGUAAAACGGUGUCUGUAGUCACCGAGAUGUUUUUGGAUCUUUCCCUUCCUGUUUCUGAUGAGGCAUACAGAAAGAAGAACCAGAAAAAAGCAGUUCAGAAGACCAGUGAGUCAAGCCAGGAAGGCAGAAACAGCCCUGCUUUGACAAAUAGGAAUGAUGACAUGCCCACCGGGUCUAGCAGCAAGUACCAGCAGAAGAAAGCCAAGAAGCAGGCAAAGAAGCAGGCAAAGCAUCAAAAGAGGCAGCAGAAGAUUGAGGGCAGAGCCACUUUGGACAGUCUCUCGUCUCAGAGCCACACAAAGAGUGAACAGACCGAUCCUACCGGAGAUGCAAAGGAUGGGGAAAAUGCUGACACUGAAAUAAAUGAAGAAACCUCCCAAAGUGAAGGAAAUCCUGCACAAAUCAGUGUAACUGAUCAGGACCAGGAGAACCAUGACACAGUCCAGGAUGAGGAGAAACAAGAAGAGGAUGAGGACGAGGUGAUCAACUGUGACUCAUCAGCGACGUCAUCAGUCAGCAACCGCUUUACCAUCUUAUCAGAGGGGCAGCACUUAAUGGACGGCAUUGUAGCUGAUGAUAAAGUAUCUGACAUGGAUCAGGAAGAAGAAGAGGAAACGCAGCUGGUGGGUGAGAUGGAGAAGGUAACCCUGGAUGAUGCCUUUAUAGAAGACUCUAAUGCUGUGGAACAAAGCAUGGAGAGUGAAGAUGAGCCACUUGAGACCAAAGAGUACACUGUUGUAAGUGAGGACCCAGAGCUGGCCUUCCACACACUGGCUACCAGGACGACCCCUGAGAAACAGGAGUGUUCGGUCCAAUCAUGCCUUUUUCAGUUCACAGAGGUGGAAACUCUCACACAGAACAACAGCCUGCUAUGUGUCACCUGCACUAAACGGCAGCCAAGCAGAGACAAACCCAGAGGAUCCAAGAAGAAUAUUUACACUGAUGCUCUGAAGCAAAUGCUGAUCUCCUCACCCCCACCAGUGCUAACCCUUCAUUUGAAGAGAUUUCAACAGAAUGGAUACAGUAUUUGUAAGGUGAACAGACAUGUCCAGUUCCCCCUGAUACUGGAUCUAGCUCCCUUUUGUGCGGUUAAAUGCAAGAACUUGACAGAGGGAGAUACUCAUAUUUUGUACAGUUUGUACGGUAUUGUAGAGCACAGUGGAACAAUGAGGUCAGGUCAUUACACAGCGUAUGUGAAAGCACGACCUGAGUGCCCUAAACCCUCAUCCAACGGACUUGCAGCUGAAGGCCCUGCAGAGCCACCCAGAGGAUCCUGGUUCCAUAUCAGCGACACAAGUGUUCAGCCUGUGAGCGAGAGUAAAGUCCAGAGUUGCCAAGCCUACCUCCUCUUCUAUGAAAGAAUCCUCUAAUCGAUCGGUGCCUCAUCUCUCAGGAAAUCUAAACAAACAAACCAACCUACUGCUGCUGCUUCAGCUCCAUAGUAUAAGGGAUCUCAAACAGUUAACCAAUCAGCAUUGUCAGUGACUCAAACUGGACUGAAAUGAAAUGAUAUCAAUUAUGCGGAAGGGAUAUUUGACAGUGUUGACAUUUUCAUCACAGUGGUGUCACGCAGUGUUUCAUGUAUUAAACAGGACCAGCUGUAUGUUUCUCACACCCAUGAGAAAAUGGCAAGGUGUGCAAUGAAAGUCAAGAUGGACAUUGAACGGAUAAUUAUGUUGGAAUUUGUUGCAAAAAUCUGUUUCAGGAGAUAAAUGAAUGUUGGAAAAAAAUAA